This is a messenger RNA of Carica papaya (papaya), 3322 nucleotides long. NCBI's taxonomy places the organism in Eukaryota, Viridiplantae, Streptophyta, Magnoliopsida, Brassicales, Caricaceae. The record is from RefSeq and is a predicted model, not a curated record.
AGAGAAAAAGAACGAAGUAAAACCUAUUGACAUAGUUCUAUAUGACAUAUAAUUAAAAGCUAGACAGGCACAGUGAUCAGGUCCAAGACUGUUCUCCCACAAUAGCACUCUUCGCUUAAGUGGUAAGUUAUAAUGGAUUACUCUGUUCGAAUACCAAAAAGUAGUGGAAAGCCAUUAAAGAAAUGGUCUAUAACCUUUGCAAAAUCCAGUAACUAACACAUCCCGCCUAAUCAUUCCAGUUUGCUAAUGGUUUCAAUCACAACAGGUUACUUUCUUACUCUCAUCUUUACCUCAACCAACACAAGACAAAAUUGACCUUGUUCUCCCAAAACAACUUAUAAAAACUAGAAUUCAUGCUUAGCAAUGCUUAAAUUCACAAGAAGUCAAACUUCGACCAUUCAUUUUCUUACAUAGAGAAGGCAAGCCUUCGCAAACGUACAUAGAGAGACUCGAAAGAUAACGAGAUAGUGAAAUCACCUUUAACCUUGUUGCAGAAAGGGCAAGCUUCAUACUGAUAGAGAACGACGUCGGUGGGGCUGAACUUCCCGGAGCGUGGCGGCUCCUUAGCGUGCAGCUCUUGAGCCAGGGACGAGGCCGCUAUGGAGAAGAACAUAGUGCUCGUAGCAUCACGUCCCGGAGAGGGGCUCGGUAUUCCCAAUCGAUCGGUGAGUUUUAGUGAAGAACUAUGGGUGCUUAACACAGCCCCUCGAUGCAGCAGACGUCGAGUGGCUGCGGAGCUGUUGCCGCUGACGAAGCCGGAAAUGGCUCGGCUUAAAAUGGCGCGUCCAUUUACUCCCCUCAUGGUCCCAAUUUACCAACCCAAAUUGCCUUCCCUCUCCGAGAUUAUUUCUCACAGUCUCCACCUAAUUACUACCGCUGGUCGAAAAACAAAACCAGCUUAUUUAGCCAGGUUCGCGGGGUUUAACUAGGGUUUAUGAAACUAGUUAUUAAAUUCAAUUGACGUGCUUCCCGUUACGUAGAAAAUGAACAGGUGUCCGGUGAGAAAACGCACCAGUGACGCGCGUGAAGAUUUCAAGAUAGUGACGCUACUGGAAUCCCCAAAAUAACCUCCCAGGCUCCCACCGAGUUAGAUUCCUUCAACGUUAUUUCAUGUCAAAUUCGUCAUUUGACUGAUUCACCUAUUUCAUAUCUUCUUCUUCCCCAGCUCUCUGGCUUUCUCCCUCUUGCACGGCCUGCCCUGUGUAAAAAACGACAUCCCUCUCUCUCUCUCUCUCUCUGCUCUUUAUGGGCAGCGUUGAAGAUGACGUCGCCUUGCAGCAGCCGUGGUAUCCCGUCGCUCUGGUGGUUCCCCAAAUCAUCCGCGCCCCAAACGAUACUAUUCGAGUUUCGAGAGGGAUCUCCCUGGGAUGGGCUGGGCUGGGCACCUUUGGAGCCCCAGUCCGUUGGGCUUUCGUGCACAGCGGAGUUCAGCCUCAAUCAAAGAUGACUUGGGCCCAAAGUAAUCACGUGGGGCCCAUAAGUGUAUUAGUUUGGGCCAAUAAACCGAAGGGUAAUUUCGGUAAUUCAGGUAGGUAUGAAACUACUAGGUCGGUGUGUAGAAGCCGGGCAUCUCGACCCUAUAUAUAGCCCUGAGUCCCACCCCUUCACCCCGCAAAUUAACUUACGCAGUCGCCUUCCUUUUUUUCUCCUCCUAUCAAGAAAACCCUAAUCGGAGGAUUUGCGUUCUUUCAGCGAUUCUUUGAGAGAUCUUUUUACUGGUUUUUAGAUCACAGGAAAAAGACUUCUUGUUCUUUCUACAAUUCUGAUUCGAACACUUAUCAAGGAACACCCUUCUUUUCGAUCUAACGCAAGAAACGUUGUUUGUGAAAUCUGAAAAGAUAUGUCGCGGUGCUUUCCCUACCCGCCUCCUGGGUACGCGAGGAACGGGGUUUCCGGUCAGGCCUUGAUCGAAUCGAUUAAGCUCCAGAGGAAAAAAGAGAAGGACAUAACAGAACAAGCCAAAGAGAAGAAACGGGAAAGAAAGGAAAGAAAGAAAGAAAGGAAAGAAAAAGAGAAGCUAAAGCCCCUUGAACUAUCUGCAAAUGUCAAAAAGAUUGCUGAUGAUGUGAUUGGAAAUAGUUUUCCAAAGCAACGAGAAGAAGAAGCCGAACAGGUGAAGAGUGAUCUUACUGUAGAGCAUGAGCAACCCAUCUCAUCUCAGAACCUUCUUUAUUUGUCCGACAGUACACAGAACAGCAACAAGCGAAAAAGGCAUGCUUCACCUUCUACUGAAAGCCACAACAAUGGUUUGUCCUCCCAACUUCUGUUUUCUAGGCUCGGUGGUCUUUGUUUGUGCUUUUCCUUUGUUUAUGUGCUGACAUUUCAUUUUAAUGAUGGCAGGAAAAGUCAUUCGAAUCGGUUUUCCUUCAAAAAGCACAAAGGAGCUGAAGCUUCUUCCAAUGAGGAAGGUGUAUGUUCUACAUCUGGGAGGACAGCUUAUCAUCCUGCUCAGGAAAUUCCCCAAGCACAACAACAAUGUCGAGACAUUAAUACAAGGACAAAUAACAGAGCUCCUGCCCAGGAAAUUCCCCGAGCACAACAACAAUGUCGAGACACUAAUACGAAGACAAAUAUCAGAGCUCCUGCUCGGGAAAUUCCCCGAGCACAACAACAAUGUCGAGACACUAAUACAAGGACAAAUAUCAGAGCUGUUGGGGUUGCUUCUGGACCAAAUAAAGUAUCGCCCACUUGUUCCAAAAUUGAUAGUGCAUCUCCUCUGGUUGCUGCUGGAAAUGUAUCUGCCUCUAGUGGUAAUAAGGCCCGCAGUAUAGAAAUGUUAUAUAAAUCAUUGGUUGAGGAUUGGCUUCCACCUUCACUUUCACUUGAUGAGAAUGAUACUGGUGAGCUAGAAUGGCUUCUUGGAACUGAGCAGCGAAAAGGCAGUAGGGUUAAAAGAAAUGAAACUGAAGAAGGUGUUUUAUGCCAUGUGAGUUCAACAUUGUGGCCAAGGGCCAAAUACCUACCCAGUGCUGAUAUUCAUGCCCUACCAUAUACAAUUCCAUUUUGAGGUUAAUAGCAAUUCUGACUGGCAAUGUAGCAAAAGUAAAACAGACAGAGACAUCUUGUGCUGUGUUAAAUGGUGUGGGCCAGCGGAAGCACCAUUUCAGAUGGAAAUGCUAAGGUACUGCAGUUGCAGUGCUGUGGCUCAGAAUUUUUUUGACGGCACCUUUUUUUGUUGAGGAAUUUUUGUAUAGCGGUUAGCAUUGAAUUUUUUUGCGUUCUCAAUGGUGUUAAGGUGCUGUUUAUAGAAGCCAGAGCUGUAACAUGUAUGUUCCCGUUACGAGGGCAGAAAUAAAUGAAAUCUUUUUGUCCCUUCCAUUAA